Juglans microcarpa x Juglans regia is the source of this 912-nucleotide messenger RNA. RefSeq lists its product as uncharacterized. The record is from RefSeq and is a predicted model, not a curated record. Lineage: Eukaryota; Viridiplantae; Streptophyta; Magnoliopsida; Fagales; Juglandaceae. The transcript is spliced from 2 exons. The coding region runs from base 1 to 912 and encodes 303 amino acids.
AUGGAUGAUUCAGAAAACACGAUCCGAGAUCAUGAGAUUUGGGGCAAUGGCAUGGAGGAGAUAUUCAUUGACAUGCUUUACCAGGACGCCUUUCACAGUAGAUUAAAGGGUGGAAAGAUCACUUUUAGAGAGCAUGGAGUUUAUGCUCAGAGACUCACCGCUAUUGGUGUAAAAGUGUUUGAAGUGAACCAGGUUUGUGGCAAACUUACGAGGUUGAAGGGUUUACAAUGUCUGUUUACCAAUUUAUUGAGCCCGAAGACCGUAGUCGCGAGCGACAAGUGCUGGGAAAAUGCCAUAAGGGUUAAAUCAAAAUGGGGGAGGUUUUGUACUUUCGGCUGCCCAGAGUACGAGGAGCUGUGCACCAUAUUUGGCGCUUCUGUUGCAUACGGGACUAUGCAACAUGCGUCAACACAGCUACUCGCAGAUAGCGACGAGGAGCGUCGCCUUGAUGAGGAGAUGCGAGCUCGCAGCCCUCCCACAUUUGGCAAUCGACAGGGAUUGCCCAUUGACAAUGAUGACUUUAUUGACUUGAUGGGGAUCGUGUCACCUUCAGUCGAUGCACCGACACAAUCAUCACAUAGGCGCCAGAAGAAGAAAAAGAGCGAGUUUGAGGUACAACUUUCUGAGGCUGUAGAGAAGGUGAAACGCACGCAGAUCGCGCGGCGUAAGCAGUAUGAGGAUCGGGAAGCUGUGGAUUCAUCAAAGCACAGGAAAGGAUCACAACCUACUAAUGCCAGCAAUGCAGGUUACGAUCCGAUUAGUCAGUGUGCGACAUUGCUCAGUGAGCUUUCCCCAAGACUGGAUCCUCAACAACUUGUUUGUGCAAUUAAGGAAUUACUAAACCCAGAUAUGCGGCAGUUUUUCUUGUCAUUGGAUGCCGCCGAGAGGGACAAUUGGGCCCGUAAUUGUUAA